AUGGAGCAUACAGUAUCCCCCGCGCGCGCACAAGUCCGCCCUGCCAAACUUUCCUAUUCUGUCUUUCCGUCCUCUAUUUUAUUUUUCCUUUUUCCCUUUGCUUGGUUUGGUUCGUCUCCCCCCGCGAGCGGUUUAAGUGAGUUUCGAUCAUUUAGACUAUUAUUAUCCGAGAUGAUGCUGGAUGAUCGAAGACAGCUAACUUACAACCACCACAUCUACAACUACUCGUACUGGUACAACCACGGCGACUACUGUCCGCCUUGACUUGACUGAUGCCUGGUUUUACUGGUUCUAUUGAUUUUAUGAGAGGAGUUUGGUCGAUUGCGAGAGAAAAAGUUGUCAGCCUCGGAGCCCCGUGUCCAAAAGACUGUCGUUGAACAGAUAAUGGAAGUUAUUAACUCCUUCGACUCGGGCUCCCAUUGGUUGCCGGGUAAACAGCACUAUCCUGCCAAGGACCGGUCUUGAAGUCGAUUCCCUUUCUGUACCCGUGCACCCCCAAGGCAACAAGGUUCGCGAAAUGUGAGACAUCUGACUAAGCAGAUUGACGAAAACCUUUUGCCUACCGACUGUAAAUUAGAUUCGCUCAACGGCGGAGCCAAAAUUCCCUAUUUUCCUCCUUUUCCCAUAGGAAAAUAGAAUUCUUGCCUGGGGCUCUCACCGUACUCAGAUCAUGCGGGGAUCGACCUGAACUUUCCAGCCGUCGAUAGAAGUUCGUAUUCUAUCUACCAUUGGAUUGUCCUCAACAAAGCUUCAUCUCACCGCGAUGCGCCCUUCUGCAAAGCAACCGUUACUAUAAUACCGAAAAGAUUAAAAGUAAUUAACCCCUUUUCCAUUUCCCUCCUUUUUCUUCCCUCUCCUCUUCUGGUCUUUCCCUUCCCAAUUACCCACUACUGUACUGUACCGUACCAAAUCCAGCCACUUUGCCAUCUUGAGGGCCAAGCUCCUUCCUUUUCCUCCAAUCUUCCCCCGACUGAACUUGCCUAUUUUGCCCAUCCCGCAAACCUCAACGCACAGCACUAUUCUCACCUCUUCCUGCCAGAAACGGCUUCCCAGACCAGUAACAGUGGUGACCUGAGGAUUCCUGAAGCUGGUCAGCUGCGGAUCCAAGUUUAUAUCGACUUAGGAUAGCUACAACAACAAAAUGGAUCUCUCCGAAAAUUCAACCUCUGCACGCAGGGUUUGUGUACAUCCUCUGGUUGA
This is a messenger RNA of Tuber melanosporum (Perigord truffle), 1200 nucleotides long. RefSeq lists its product as uncharacterized. Lineage: Eukaryota; Fungi; Ascomycota; Pezizomycetes; Pezizales; Tuberaceae. The transcript is spliced from 2 exons. The record is from RefSeq and is a predicted model, not a curated record. Bases 1 to 264 code for a protein of 87 amino acids.